UCCCAUGAUCGACGGGAUCGCGUGUCCAAUCAUGUCAUGAGUAGUGACGAACAGCAUCGCCCGGACCUGGGGCGACUGAGAUGUUCUUGCGCAUCUCCUGCACAUGUUCUUUCUACCACUGUCGGCAUCUGGCAUUUCUCCGAUCGUCUACGCUUUCGAAUCUCACUGCUGAGUCGAUCCAUUACGACCGUCAAAAUCUUGGCGCUAAACUUGCUAGCGACAGGUACUAGAGAAGAUGCGGCGCGGGUAUAAAUCUAUGGGCACCCCUCUACCACCUGGUAGGAUUUGAGAAGCUUUGGCACUGCGCUAGCUACACUAUGGCUCCGACUUUGCCCUCGAUCCGGUCUCCUCUAGGAUGCCCUCCCCCAGUACGCCUUGACAGUACCUUCGGAGCUGUCCUCAUUGGCACCUCCCUUGGCCUUACAUUGUAUGGCAUGGUCGUCCAUCAAUGUUAUCGGUACUUCGGAACAUACCGUAACGACAGCUCCUGGAUCAAAGUAUUGGUCUCGGCUAUUCUCGUAUUCGAAACUUUUCACGUUGUCUCCAGCAUGCAUAUCUGCUAUCAUUAUCUUGUUACAAAGUAUAGCAACGGCGAGGCUCUUCUUUCCGGAGUCUGGUCUAUCGAUCUCUUGAGUGCAAUAUCCGGAAUAAUAAUAAUCAGCGCGCAAAGUUUCUUUGCCGCACGCGUGUUCCUGCUUGGUGGACGCCGAUAUCGUGUUCUUGUCACAAUCGCCAUGAUUUUGCUGGCUGGGGAGCUCGGCUUCUUUUUCGCUGCAACUGUAAAAGCGUUCACAUUCCCAAGCUUCUCCGACUUUCAACGUUAUACGUGGCUCGUCUCGGCAGGAGCAGCACUAGCGUGCGCGGCAGAUGCUCUGCUCACGGGCGUUCUUGUCAACUUGUUGCGCUCCAAACAUACAGGUGUGGAGCGACUGGAUCAGAUUAUGGACAGGCUGAUCAAAUACACUAUCAAUACUGGCUUGUUAACGAGUGUGGUCAAUCUUCUGUCCUUGGUCUUUUCAGUGCUCCUUCCCAGUAAAUUGAUAUAUGUAGCUUUCGGCAUCGUUGCUACAAAAUUGUAUGCCAACUCUCUACUCGCAGCGCUGAACGCUCGGAGCUCUCUGCAAUAUGUUCCGGGCACUAAGUCCUCCAGCGAAACUGGGCUGAGUACGACAUUGGCAACUAGGCGGGAGGCGACGAUAUUCGAGUUGCAAGGACAGAGCAAUACAUCCACUGAAACGGUAGCUAUCAUCGAAGGGAAUCAAGCCGCUCUAGCCUACGAGCUGGUAGGCAUUGCCUUGUAGCACAUUCUACCCGAUUCACCGUUCUUUAGUUCCGUCGAUACCAAUUGUAGCCCUAUUUGUGAACUCU
This is a messenger RNA of Dichomitus squalens LYAD-421 SS1, 1368 nucleotides long. RefSeq lists its product as uncharacterized. The record is from RefSeq and is a predicted model, not a curated record. Bases 318 to 1301 code for a protein of 327 amino acids. The transcript is spliced from 22 exons. Lineage: Eukaryota; Fungi; Basidiomycota; Agaricomycetes; Polyporales; Polyporaceae.